AAAAUACAUCGAGAAGACGCGUUCUUUAAAUCUGUUUGUCUCCUUUAUCCUAGAAUAAUCAAUUCGAGUUUUAUCAAAGAAAAUGCCGAAAAGGAAACACCAGGAAUUAGAAGAAGACACGUUAGAAACAGGAAAUGUCGACCAAGGAGAUUUUUCUGACGGAGAUGACAGUGGUGAAGAUGAUGAAAAAACUGAAAAGUAUGAGAUGAUGCGAGAAGAUGAUAUAGAAGGCCAAGAGGACCCUACCCAAGAAUUUGAUGGAGAAGUUCAGAUUACACCAUUUAACAUGAAAGAAGAAAUGGAAGAAGGGCACUUCGAUAAAGAAGGGACAUACAUUUUUGGAAAGCGGGAGAAAGAUGAAGUGAAAGACCAUUGGCUGGACAACAUAGAUUGGGUUAAAGUGAAUUCUCAAGCAGCUUCCAACAAAAAUCCAUCAGAUGAAGAAAGUAUGGAUACAAAUGAUUACUUGAAGAAAUUUGAUCCCAUUCCUGUAUAUAAAGAAAUGCUGGCCAUACUUUUACCUGGUGAAACAGUUCUAAAAGCUUUGAAAAGAUUAGGAGGUGGUAAAGUUCAAACAGCAUCUGAGCGAUGGAAGAAAAAGAAAAAGCAGCAAGACGAAGGAGACCACCAAACAAAUGAAUUGAAUAAGGAAAACAUAGCCAAAUUAACUGAACAUGCGAAUAGCAUUCUUUCUAAUAUGGGAAACAUGGAUGUUUAUCAAGAAACUUUUGAAGGGAUACGUUUCAAGAUUAAAAAAUCAGAAGAACCUGUGACGCAAUCGACAAAUGAUCUCGAUAUGUUUGGAGAUAUGUUCGAUGAAAAAAAUAAAGCUGACUCCAAUAAACGGGAAUCGGAGUCAGUCCAAGGAGAACCCAUUACCAAGAAGGUUCGGUUUGAUGAAGGCGAAGGUCAAGCUAAAGAAGACGAAGUAAAACCAGAAACUGUACAAUGGGAAUUCAAAUGGAAACAAGAAGAAGAUGCAGAAAUACACGGACCGCAUAGCACAUCAGAGAUGCUUGACUGGGUAAACCAAGGAUACUUUGAAUCGGGUGUUUGGGUUCGCCGUGUCGGACAACCAGGAGAUUUCUAUACCUCACGGCGAAUCGAUUUUGAUCUAUACCUUUGAUUCGUAUAAUAAUACAUGUCCUUUCACUUUUA
Daphnia pulex (common water flea) is the source of this 1158-nucleotide messenger RNA. It is a transcript of the gene holn1, whose product is annotated as CD2 antigen cytoplasmic tail-binding protein 2 homolog. Lineage: Eukaryota; Metazoa; Arthropoda; Branchiopoda; Diplostraca; Daphniidae. Bases 83 to 1126 code for a protein of 347 amino acids. Gene Ontology annotation, cellular component: U5 snRNP. The record is from RefSeq and is a predicted model, not a curated record. Gene Ontology annotation, molecular function: protein binding. The transcript has 3 exons.